AUGGCUCGCAAGACCAUUCGCGAAGCAUCGCAUUUGGUGCAUUCUACUGUCUCUUCGCGCCAACUCGAGACAUCAGCGUCGCAGCUGGAUGGCAUUCCGAGAGAUCUCGAGGACUCUGUCCGAUACCAAACGACGCGCAUGAUGCUCAUUGCUGGUAUUUUCCUACGCUUGCCUCAGGAGCUCAUUGCGCAAUCGGUAGUUGUAUUGCAGCGAUUCUGGACUGGCGCCGAUGGAGGUAGUAUGCUUGAUUGUGACGCCGAGGAUGUAGCUGCAGCGACGGUGUACCUCGUCGCCAAACCAUCUCGACACUCCAUCAGCCCCAGACAGUUGCUUACGGUCUUCGCUUUCGUGCGCAGCCUUCGAGGGGAGUACGGUGCUUCUGCGUCAACAAAUCCGAAGACAUUACCGGACUGGCACUUGUCGGAAGGUUCGUACGAGCAACAGCGCGACUGUCUGUACGCCAACGAAGCAAAGGUUCUCCGCACGCUUGGCUUCAAUAUACAUGUCGCGCUGCCGUACGCUCUGAGUAUCAAUUACCUCCAGGCUCUUGAUGUGUUCAGGACUGCAGACGGCGCGCUUCUGGCAAAGCGAACAUUCGCCCAAUUGAACACCGCGCUGCUGAGUCCGCAAUUGCUGUACCUUACCCAUCAACCUUGUGCGCUUGCUACGGCGAGCAUCUACCUGGCUGCACGAGAGAUUGGCGUCAAUCUACCCGAGAUCGAAUGGUGGGAGGUAUUUGACGUCGGCCGUGAGGAGCUGGGCUUUCUCGUUGUGGCGCUGCGAAGCAUGGAUGGGUUUGUGCAGAGUGAGCAGUCCAAGUUGCGAGGCAGGGACGUACCGAUGACCGUUCAAGCGCUACGUGCCGAAAUCAGUCAAUGA
This is a messenger RNA of Baudoinia panamericana UAMH 10762, 879 nucleotides long. RefSeq lists its product as uncharacterized. Gene Ontology annotation, biological process: regulation of transcription by RNA polymerase II. The transcript has 2 exons. The record is from RefSeq and is a predicted model, not a curated record. Bases 1 to 879 code for a protein of 292 amino acids. Gene Ontology annotation, molecular function: cyclin-dependent protein serine/threonine kinase regulator activity. Gene Ontology annotation, cellular component: nucleus. NCBI's taxonomy places the organism in Eukaryota, Fungi, Ascomycota, Dothideomycetes, Mycosphaerellales, Teratosphaeriaceae.